GCCAAAGAGCUGCAGACGCUGCACAACCUGCGCAAGCUCUUUGUUCAAGACCUCACCGCACGAGUUAAGAAGAGCGCGGAGCUCGAUUGUGAGGAGGGUCUCGGAAACGUGGCUCAGAAACAGAAGAUCUCCUUCCUGGAGAACAACUUGGAGCAGCUCACCAAGGUCCACAAGCAGCUGGUGCGAGACAACGCAGACCUUCGCUGCGAGCUGCCAAAACUGGAGAAACGUCUUCGAGCCACGGCCGAGCGAGUCAAAGCUCUGGAGAACGCCCUGAAGGAGGCCAAGGAGAACGCCAUGAGGGACCGCAAACGCUACCAGCAGGAGGUGGACCGCAUCAAAGAGGCCGUCCGAGCCAAGAACAUGGCCCGCAGGGGCUACUUCGCCCAGAUCGCGAAGCCGAUCAGACCGGGCCACCACCCACUGUCUUCCCCCACCAUCAGAGGCGGAGGCACCUCCACCCACAACAACUGAAACCCCGACAAGAAGCCCACCAGUACAUUUAUCUCAACACGUGGUCCAGAACAUUCUCUUUCAUGACACAGAAAACCGCUUACAAUUCAAUGGUAUAGGUCGACAUAUUGAUUGGUCGACUGAUUACUGAAGCCAAAAGGCAGGUGAUUAUGGUGUGUGUGUGUGUGUGUGUGUGUGGCCACCACAUCUAACUAACCCUAGAAAUGGCUACAACCCAGUCUAAUUUACAGAAAUU
This is a messenger RNA of Nematolebias whitei (Rio pearlfish), 709 nucleotides long. RefSeq names its product kinesin heavy chain. Lineage: Eukaryota; Metazoa; Chordata; Actinopteri; Cyprinodontiformes; Rivulidae. The record is from RefSeq and is a predicted model, not a curated record. Gene Ontology annotation, molecular function: betaine-homocysteine S-methyltransferase activity.